Molecule: messenger RNA, 1292 nt
Organism: Pseudomassariella vexata
Lineage: Eukaryota; Fungi; Ascomycota; Sordariomycetes; Amphisphaeriales; Pseudomassariaceae
Exons: 1
Coding region: 36-857 (273 amino acids)
Source: RefSeq, a predicted model, not a curated record
CCACAGUAUCAGAGAAAAGCUUGUACACAGAGUAAAUGCGGCGCAUAUGCAGCGAUAUAGGAGCAUAUAUACACGGCAAUCACUGCCAUUUCACACUUCCUCAUUCAACCAAUGAGAUGCCCUACCUCCCAACCUGGCGCCUCAGUGCAAGCUGCAAGCUGAAAUGGCUUCUUCGACCCAAUCCCACUUUGAUCACCACGAGAUUUCGCUCAGAAGGAUUUCGCAAAAAGCCCUGGCAGCCCAUGAAGAAGCCCACGUCAGAUGAGAUGCAACGCGUCUACCUGGCCUAUCGCGACUACAUCCCAAAGAAAGGGCCCCUUAUCUUCAAGAGAGAUGUCAUCAAGGAGCUGCAGCGAUGGGCCGAGGUGAUGAAGUCUGUUCAAGACAUCAAUGAGACUCGUGAAGACCGGGUCGCCAUUAUAGUGCGUCGGCUUCUGAAGCAGGGUGUGUUCCAAUCCGAGGAGAAGGCUAGAGCCAUGUUUCCCCAAGCAUUUAAGACUUUUUCUGAACUCGGGGGGAGCGAGGAAAGCAAUGCCACGUCGACAUCCAAGCCAGGACAAGAUGUAUCUCGGAACUCGCAAAAGCCUGAAAAAGGACGGCCUGGAUGCAAUUACACCUACUCUGAAUCGCCUUCGCCGCCCAACACGAAACCAUUAUCUGAAUCCGGGCCAGCCUCAACCAGUCGCGAUCCAGAUCAGGUCUCAAGAGUGCCCUUCAGACGGCAUCUGAGAACAACAGUUCAUGCAUCGCCGAGGUGGAUGCUGGCAAAAAACUACUCAUCGAGGGACCCAGGAAACGCCGAGCGGAAGUUGGUUUGGCCAUUGCGACCACCCGGCAAAACUUCGCAUAGGACGUGACUCGAUCAUUUGACAAGCUGGGAAACAUAGCCGUGCGCUGGGUCUAGACGACGCCAUUGGAAAUCGUGAAUGUGCCUGAGGGGGGGUGAGGGUGUGGCCAGCUACGCUGUCUGAUAUGCGCCGCGAUUGGAUCAGUGUUUCACGGUUCAAGAAGCCGAUGAGUGCGGUUCAGUAUUAUAAUCCAGGAUGAAGAUUCAUCAGGCGGCUUUCGAGGGGUUCAAGGGCAAGCUACUGAUCCUCAUUGAAAGGCAGAAGAUAAAUCCGCUGGCUGAGAAGGCGGAAUGCGACAAGAUGUGAAUACUGUCCAAAUGGGAGUAUUGGGCUUAUUGUUUGUGUGCAAUAGCGUUUGCAUUUGAAUCGAAAUAGUCCCUGUCCUUCCCCAAAAUGUCAAAAGAGUGAAUGUAGCCAUAAGGGCCUUAAGGACACAAUGGUAUG